Engraulis encrasicolus (European anchovy) is the source of this 1252-nucleotide messenger RNA. RefSeq names its product synuclein, beta (gene sncb). The record is from RefSeq and is a predicted model, not a curated record. Bases 17 to 481 code for a protein of 154 amino acids. NCBI's taxonomy places the organism in Eukaryota, Metazoa, Chordata, Actinopteri, Clupeiformes, Engraulidae. Gene Ontology annotation, cellular component: neuronal cell body; axon terminus; cytoplasm. Gene Ontology annotation, biological process: synapse organization; synaptic vesicle endocytosis; chemical synaptic transmission. The transcript is spliced from 6 exons. Gene Ontology annotation, molecular function: cuprous ion binding.
CCAGAGGUGAGAACAGAUGGCAAUGAAGGAACAGAAGCCUUAUCCCCAGAUGGUAACUAUAGGCUACCACAGAAGCUACGGGGCCAAGAUGGAUGUUUUUAUGAAGGGGCUUUCCAAAGCUAAAGAGGCCAUGGAUGUGGCCGCCGAGAAAACCAAGGAAGGGGUGGCAUCAGCCGCGGAGAAGACCAAGGAAGGCGUAAUGUUUGUGGGGAGCAAGACCAAAGACAGCGUUGCAAACGUGGCUGAGAAGACGAAGGAGCAGGCCUCUCAGCUGGGCGGUGCGGUGAUGUCGGGCGCCGGGAACAUCGCAGCAGCCACGGGCCUGGUGAAGAAGGAUGAGUUCCCCUCUGACAUGAACCCGGAGGAGUACGGCCAGGAGGUGACUGAGGAGCAGGCCGGGGAGCAGCUCAUGGAGCCGGAGGGAGAGACAUACGAGGAGAACCAGCAGGAGCAGACCCAGGACUACGAGCCUGAGGCGUAAGCACGACCAUUCCAGUGUCCAGCCAGCAGCACAACCAACGUUUAUACCAAUACCAAGGACAAAUGCUGACCCCAACACAAUAAAGACCCUGGUUGCAAAAAAUUACACACACAAGAACAAACAAACAAAAAAACCAAACACAAACAAAGAAAAGCACCCACAACAAAUAUGAAACAUUCCUGCCGAGAGAUAAUUAAAAAAAGUUCUUCCUUAAUAAUUAAGAUUUAAAAAAAACAAUACUUUUAUUAUGAUCUAUUGUAAAUGUCUUGGUAUCACUGUAACGUGUUGGGUGUAGUUUUAUGAGCAACAAAGGGCUGAUCGGUCUCAUUUCUUUGAUUCCCUCCCAACGAAAUGAGGCCCAAUGCCCCCAAAACUUGUGAAUCUUUGUACUUUGUGUAUCUGUAUUUAUAUAUAUAUAUAUAUUUGUGCAAUAGAUGUUUCUCAUCUUCCAAUACAGAUAUUGGGGGAGAUUAAAAAAAAUCUCUUCGGGUAAAUGUAUACAAAAGCAACAAUAUUCGAUGGCUGUGUACAAUGCCUGCUUGUGAAUUUCUCUCUUUUUUCAUCUACUAUUGAAGCGAAGUUGUUGAUUUUGAUGUUUUUCAAGUAAGAGUUUUAUACAUUGUACCUUUAUAGUUGCUUGUGAUAUCAUUUCAGUGAGGUAUCUGUCAGACUUGGGCAACUUCUCUGUGUUUAUGUGUGAGAUGUGUGUGUGUAUGUGUGUGUGUGUGUAUGGUAUGUGUGUGUGUGUGUGUGUACACUGUACGUAUGUGA